Puntigrus tetrazona (Sumatra barb) is the source of this 2069-nucleotide messenger RNA. RefSeq lists its product as uncharacterized. The record is from RefSeq and is a predicted model, not a curated record. Bases 100 to 1752 code for a protein of 550 amino acids. The transcript is spliced from 7 exons. Lineage: Eukaryota; Metazoa; Chordata; Actinopteri; Cypriniformes; Cyprinidae.
AAAGGUGGUUAUUUUAGCUUUUAGCUGAGUUUCAAAAGACUUUAUUACAGGUCAGCCUCACAUCUGGCUUUUCAUUACUGAACCACUUUUGGACUGAAGAUGCUUCACAGAUUUUGGUUCUGUUUGUGGAGUCUGGCUGGAGUUUUUGCUGAUUCAGACUCAAUGAAGUCAGUGAUGGAAGGAGAUUCAGUCUUUCUACAGACUCACAUUGAAUUACAGACAGAUAAUGUGAUUACAUGGGUAUUUAGACAUCCAGAGACGCUUAUAGCUCAAAUAAUUAAACGUACUGGAGUCUUCUCCACAUUUGAUGUUCUUGACGGGAGGUUCAGAGACAGACUGAUGCUGGAUCAUCAGACUGGAUCUCUGACCAUCACCAACGCCAGAAACACAGACUCUGGACUUUAUGAAGUGGACAUCAUCAGGGGCACGACAAGAGAGACCACACACAGAUUCAAUGUUAGCGUCUAUGGUGUGUUUCCUGAUUCAGUGAAGUCAGUGUCGGUGAUGGAGGGAGAGUCCGUCUCUCUACAGACUCACGCUGAACUAAAGACAAAUGAGCAGAUAACAUGGACAUUUGGACUUUCAAGAACUGAAAUAGCUGAAAUCAGUGAAAAAAUAAAAAUGUUCUCCACUUACGAUGUUCUCGACGGGAGGUUCAGAGACAGACUGAAGCUGGAUCAUCAGACUGGAUCUCUGACCAUCACCAACACCAGAAACACAGACUCUGGACUUUAUGAAGUGACCGUCGGCAGCAGAAAGAGCACGUACAGAUUCAAUCUUACCGUCUCUGACUCUUCUGUCAUUGGUUGUGAUUCUGCUGAAGCUGUGAUCCGAUUGGUCGUCUCCGCUCUGAUGGGCGUGGCUGCGGUCGCUGCGGUUGUUGUUCUGGUUUAUGACAUCAGAUCCAGAAGAGCUGAACUGGGUCCUUGCUGUGACAGAUCCUGUCUGUGUAUGUUUUGUUCAGGUGUGUUUGCUGAUUCAGUGAAGUCAGUGUCGGUGAUGGAGGGAGAGUCCGUCUCUCUACAGACUCACACUGAACUACAGGCGAGGGAUCUUGUAACGUGGACAUUCGGACACCCAGAGACUCUCAUAGCUCUAAUUGAUAAAGAGGAUGCAAGAUUCACCACAUAUGACGGAAGGUUCAGAGACAGACUGAAGCUGGAUUAUCAGACUGGAUCUCUGACCAUCACCAACACCAGAAACACAGACUCUGGACUUUAUGAAGUGAGCGUCGGCAGCAGAAAGAGCACGUACAGAUUCAAUCUUACCGUCUCUGGUGUGUUUCCUGAUUCAGUGAAGUCAGUGUCGGUGAUGGAGGGAGAGUCCGUCUCUCUACAGACUCACACUGAACUAAAGAAAAAUGAGCAGAUAACAUGGACAUUUGGACAGCCAGAGAUUUGUGUAGCUCAAAUCAAUAAAGACAACGGAAGACUCUCCACUUACGAUGUUCUCGGCGGGAGGUUCAGAGACAGACUGAAGCUGGAUUAUCAGACUGGAUCUCUGACCAUCACCAACACCAGAAACACAGACUCUGGACUUUAUCAAGUGACCGUCGGCAGCAGAAAGAGCACGUACAGAUUCAAUCUUACCGUCUCUGACUCUUCUGUCAUUGGUUGUGAUUCUGCUGAAGCUGUGAUCCGAUUGGUCGUCUCCGCUCUGAUGGGCGUGGCUGCGGUCGCUGCGGUUGUUGUUCUGGUUUAUGACAUCAGAUCCAGAAGAGCUGAACUGCAUGUUUCACCACAAGAAAAAUAGAAAUACUCGCUUCUUUAUUCCACUUCCUCAAGGACCAAAUCUGAACAGCUCAAAUCUUAAGACGUUCACAUGCACUCAGCGUUUGAUAUGAUCACAGAAGUAUUUCUUGUUCCUGGCACAGAUAUUCAAUAUGUUUGUAUUCACUGAUUGGGUUUAUAUGAAAAUUAAUGGGAAUAAAAUAUAAGACGGCACAGUUGUAUGCACAGAGAAACUCUGAAAUCUCUUUAGAGUAAUAAUGAUCAGCUUUUUUUGAGGAAGCUGUGGCUCACUGGAGCUCCAAGCGUUUUUAUGAUUUUGUUUCUUUCUUCAGAUGUAGU